Molecule: messenger RNA, 3030 nt
Organism: Rodentolepis nana
Lineage: Eukaryota; Metazoa; Platyhelminthes; Cestoda; Cyclophyllidea; Hymenolepididae
Source: the annotation of a GenBank genome assembly
AUGCUUUCACUUAUCUGGGUACUCACCUUUCUACCUCUCAUAGUCUGCGAGACACCCUACGUUCACCGAUUCCUCGUCAGAGAAAAUACAGCCCCUGGUACUCUCAUCGGCCAACUCAAUGUCCAACAUCAGAAGUCUUUCACUAGCCUUGCUGGGAAACCGAUCGCCGAUUACAUACUGAUUCAUACGACAAAUGGAAGCAUCCUGACAAUUCAAUCAAUCGAUAGAGAGGUGAUCUGUGAAAAUGACGAAUCUGCAAAUAUUUCUCUAAUUUCUCAACAUUUUGAUAAUCCAUCUUGUGAGGUUGCUUUCCUUGUUCAUAUAACCACAAGUGAAGAAAGUUUCCUGGAAACUAUUUAUUUAUCAAUCCUUGAUGAAAAUGACAACGCACCCUCAUUUGAGCCAUCAACCACCACAAUAUCAAUUCCAGAAUCCUCUCCAAUCGGUGGGCUCUUUUACCUCCCUUCUGCUAAGGACGCUGACCUCGGUAACAAUGGAAUAGUUAGCUAUCAUCUCAAUAGAGUUCACUCUGUUACAAAUCCCCAGAACUGCCCGCCUUACACAGCUAAUGAGGACAUGCACUUCACUCUAGCAAUGGCAGAGGAUCAUACUCCUCAACUGAGACAAAUUGGUGAAUUGGAUUAUGAGAAAUUCCACAACCUCUACUACUGUCUUCACGCUUACGACGGAGAAGGACUAGUGGGUACUCUUUUAGUGGACGUUGAGAUCAAAGAUGUGAACGAUAAUAGCCCACAGUGGACUGGUCUGCCUUAUCAUAUUCAUCUUCCGGAAUGUAUUCAUCAACAACAGCAGUCUUUAUGGAAAACCAGUGCUGAGCUACGAUCGUUUCUUCGUGUCAGUGGCUUUGGGUACGAUACUCCUUUUCGAUUCCUCAUUCAGUUGACAGCAGUUGACGCAGACAGUAAGGAGUAUGGUCAAAUUAAAUAUAGUGUUAUUCCCAAGAAAUCCGAUAGUCCUGUAGGUUAUAAAACUGUUGUACAUAGAGAUAAGGUGUACAUUAUUGGACACUUGGACUAUGAAACAGAAUCAAAGUUCUCUAUUGCGGUUGAGGCAAGGGAUGGCGGAGGUUUGACUAAUGUGACAAAUAUAGAAGUUACACUUGAAGACUGCAACGAUAAUACACCCAGAAUAACUGUCACGUCUUUAAGUCCACUACCUCAAGAAAAUCUUUCGGAUUGGAGCUACUACAGACAUACGGAUAUUUGGAUGCCAGAGGAGGAUGAAAUGGAGAUUAAACUCGCAACAAUCACGGUAUCGGAUGCAGAUACAGGGGACAAUGCUGCUAUCGGUUGUGACGUGGAAUGGAAUAACCUAAUCGGAUCGAAUCCUUUCACUCUAAUACCACUGAAAACUCCAUCAGCUGCAAUCAAAGUACCUACCGUGUUUAUCCUUAUAAAGAAGAGUGGGGUGAAACUAGAUAGAGAAGUAACGUCAAGAGUUCAGGUCACCAUUAUCUGCGCCGAUCGAGGUCAUCCCCAAGCCAACAUAGCUCGCCAAACAAUCGAUAUUGGCAUCUGGGAUAUUAAUGAUAAUCUGCCAAAGUUUCGAAGUAAUUUAGAUAUUGGAGUUCAGGAGAAUAAACCUGAAGGAACUGUUGUUGGCUAUAUACAAGCAAAUGAUAUUGAUUUCGGUGUAAAUGCAGUUCUUAAGUACACCAUUAAAUCAUGCGAUUUAAAUGAUUCGGACUUAUCAUUUAGAAUUGAUGAACGAACCGGAAAGGUGACAACUCUGGGACCUCUCGACAGAGAAGCCAUAUCAUAUUACUGCGUCACAGUAAUGGCAACAGAUGGAGGCAAACCACCGCUUAGUUCCUCAACCAAUGUCAAUAUAUCCGUAUAUGAUGUAAACGAUUCGCCUCCUGUAUUUCAAGGAAAUUGGAACGAGUCAGGAAGAAUCGUAUUAGAAAUACCCGAAUCCUUUGAUCAAGAGAGACUUAUUGAUAGAUUUCUUGGCCAGAUUAACGUGACCGAUCAGGAUAACGGAGCAAAUGCAACUUUAGAUUUCUCUAUUAAACAGCCAACAGGUACCUACUGGCAAGGAAACGCGCCGGCCUAUUUUCGGAUAUCCCGAAAAGGGCAACUAUAUGUUGAUGGAGUUCUUGAUCGCGAAUUUCAGAAGGAACAUGAAUUUACGGUGAUUGUUUCAGACAGUGGGCCUUUACAUCAACGUCUGACUUCAGAAAUAGGGGUAACAGUUCGCUUAAUGGACCAAAAUGAUAAUGGCCCCGUCUUCACUGAACCCCCAGGUCUAACUAAGGCUCCUCAUGCUGGAGCAGCUACAGUAAAUAUCACCCAUGAUGUACCUGUAAAUUCUUCCGUGCUACGAAUAUGUGCCAAAGACAAUGACCUUGAAGAAAACAGCAAAAUAAACUUUACUCUACGCUGCGCGAAAUAUCUGAGGCCCUAUUUUGAUAUCGGUCCAAUUGAAGAUGUGAUGAAUGAAGAAAAGUGCACUCAUCUAAUUUUGAUCAAGCCUCUAACAGAACUGAUAAAGAGCAGCAGUUUGAAACACGCAAGAUCUCCCGUAGAACACCAGAUUUACGUCACAGUCAUGGAUCUGGGUUCGAAUCAAUUUAGUAAGACAGCCAGAAUACGUCUGUUUAUUGGAGAUGGUUCAACAACUACUGCCCCACUUAUCCAUAAUAAGUCUCAAGAGCACAAUAAGUUAAAUGGAACGACUGCUAAACAUGCUUGGACUCAUGGUGGGGAUGAUAAGAAACAAGAUUACCAAACAACUGACAAGGAUGUCAAAUUGAACAGAACUGCACAAGAGAAGAUAGGCGGGGAUUCAAACUCACUUUUGGGUCAAUCAAAAGCAAAGUAUCUCUUCAUCGUGGCUGUAGUUAUUUUUGCCAUGUUUAUUGUGGUUCUUGGACUGUUGACCUUCCUUUUCAUUCGGGAUUUCCCCUCCAAGAGGCAGGACUCAGGAGGAAGGAAUGGAAAUAAUCUUCAUUACUCCACGUGCCAGACGAUGCCGAUUGUCUACACAACCGACUAUCCGGAAGGUUAG